CCUCACAUUAAUAUGUGAUAUAGAAUUGUGGCUUAUUCUGUAGUGAAAGAAGAUGCUCUCUUGCCACAAGAGAGAGGAAGGAGAGCAUGGGAACCUGAGACUCAGUACAGCUUGUUCUUGAUCAUCCCAAAUCAUGCUUGAAACUUUUGUCUGAACUAGGCCUAAGUCAUUCAUGACUGGACAGAAUGCAAAGGAGGAUCUUCGGGUUGAUGGCCGUGGCUGUGAAGACUAUAGAUGUACUGAAGUGGAAACAGAUGUGGUAUCUAAUACAAGUGGAUCUGCAAGAGUAAAACUUGGGCACACAGACAUCCUGGUUGGAGUCAAAGCGGAAAUGGGAGUACCAAAGCUGGAUAAACCAAAUGAAGGCUACUUGGAAUUCUUUGUUGACUGUUCUGCAAAUGCCACUCCAGAAUUUGAAGGCCGGGGUGGAGAGGAACUUGGCACUGAAAUAGCAAAUACCCUCUACAGAAUAUUUAAAAAUGAGAGCUGUGUUGACCUGAAGCUGCUUUGCAUUAAUCCCAGAGAGCACUGCUGGGUGCUUUAUGUUGAUGUAUUGUUGUUGGAGUGUGGUGGUAAUUUGUUUGAUGCCAUCUCCAUUGCAGUGAAGGCAGCACUGUUUAAUACCAGGAUACCCAAAGUACGUGUUUUGGAAGAUGAAGGAGGACGGGAAAUAGAGCUUUCUGAUGAUCCCUUUGACUGUAUCCGGCUUAACGUAGAUAACGUCCCUUGCAUUGUCACACUAAGCAAAAUUGGCUAUAGGCAUGUAGUGGAUGCCACCCUUCAGGAGGAAGCAUGCUCUUUGGCUAGCCUCCUCAUCUCUGUGACGACUAAAGGUGUCCUAACCUGUAUGAAGAAAGUGGGAGGAGGGAGCCUCGAUCCAGAAAGCAUAUUUGAGAUGAUGGAGACAGGAAAGAAAGUGGGCAAGUUAUUACAUACCUCCUUGCAAGCCAUCUUAGACAAGGAAGAGAGUCUUGGAACAGCACGGAAAAAAGUCGGAUUCUUGGGAUGAGAACCAUCAGUUUGUUAAUCCUGUUGCAAAUUUAUCAAAGUGUGGUUUAUUUGUUCCUGAUUUUUUUUACAAAGAUCUAUGUAUAUUUUUUUAAAUAAAGGUGCAUUUUCCUUC
Varanus komodoensis (Komodo dragon) is the source of this 1123-nucleotide messenger RNA. RefSeq names its product exosome component 7 (gene EXOSC7). The record is from RefSeq and is a predicted model, not a curated record. The transcript has 8 exons. Gene Ontology annotation, biological process: nuclear mRNA surveillance; nuclear polyadenylation-dependent mRNA catabolic process; nuclear polyadenylation-dependent rRNA catabolic process. Bases 173 to 1009 code for a protein of 278 amino acids. NCBI's taxonomy places the organism in Eukaryota, Metazoa, Chordata, Lepidosauria, Squamata, Varanidae. Gene Ontology annotation, cellular component: nuclear exosome (RNase complex); cytoplasmic exosome (RNase complex).